Molecule: messenger RNA, 3486 nt
Organism: Lathyrus oleraceus (garden pea)
Lineage: Eukaryota; Viridiplantae; Streptophyta; Magnoliopsida; Fabales; Fabaceae
Product: ubiquitin carboxyl-terminal hydrolase 15
Exons: 14
Coding region: 295-3159 (954 amino acids)
Biological process (GO): protein deubiquitination
Cellular component (GO): cytosol; nucleus
Molecular function (GO): cysteine-type deubiquitinase activity
Source: RefSeq, a predicted model, not a curated record
CAUGAAACAUGUUGCCGCAGGUUAGUAUAUCCUUAAAGAGUGUGUGUGUGUGUGUUAGUAGUAGUAAGAAGAGGAAGGUGUUGUUUUGUUUUUGUUGAAAGAAGGAAUCUUUUUCAAGGUGGAAAAAUGAGGUGAAGUGUUGGUGGGUUUUGCUCAGAUUUCUUCAUUGUGUUCAAGGUUUGAAUGGUAGUUCAUGGCUUAUGCUGCAUUUGAAGAUUACUUGGAUUUUUAGGGGGAUCACAUUCUGAUUAGUGAUUUUGGGAGGAAACUGGACAUGAGUAUGCUGGUGGGGAUAUGCUCGAACCGCGUGAAUCUGAUAUUCCUGUCCUGUUUCUGGUCUUGGUUGUACUCCCUUUGGUGGCUUACGUCUUACUUGGAAAAUGGAGUGAGACUGCCACGAAGAGAAAUCGGAUAACUUUGCUUGCUCAAUUGGCUGCUGAAGAAGCCUUUAAAGCCGAACAAAAAAUGGCUGUUGCUGAUGUAAUUCCCCCUCAACCUCAAGUCUUUUAUUUUCCUAAGAAUAACGAAUCUCAUCAUGAGUGUGCUCGGUGUUCUGCUCCCGCUAAAACUCGCUGCUCCAGAUGCAAGUUUGUUAGAUACUGCUCUGGGAAUUGUCAAAUAAUCCAUUGGAGGCAAAUUCACAAACAAGAGUGCCAGCCAUUGGAAACUCAUGAAUCAAGCUCGUUUCCUCUGCCUUUUCCGGUUGAGGAGUUUGGUCAUGGAAGUCCCUUUUACGAAAAUUUAAACAAUCCCUAUUUUGGUUGCAAUUUGAACCAGACUUUAAGGGUGAGAGAGCCUUCGGACAAUUUGGUUCACCCGAUGACAGGCACUGCCGCAGCUUCUGCUACAGCUGAUAUUUCUCUUUUUAAUAAUUCUCAACCUUCCACUUUGGAGAGAAGAGCUUCCCAUAAGUCCAACCGAGAAUCACGGCGAAGAGAUAGUGGCUCUUUUUAUGAAUCUUCUGAUUAUAAAGCUUCCACUUCUCAGGAGACGUUUAUGAGACAAAAGUCGAGAAAUAGCAGUGAUGAGUCUGUGUUGGAGGAAGAAACUUCGAAGGUCAAUUCAAGAGGCUUUGGAGUUUAUGCUUAUGAACAAGAUGGUUUGCGAAAUAUGCACGAGGACGAGAACUAUCAAAGUCAACAUGAAAAUGCAUUUGCACAAAGAAACAAAUAUGGAUGCUCUACUGUUUCGAGUGCUUCAAACAACGAUGAAGGUGUAGAUGAAUUUGAAACAAACAUCAUUACCAAAGGAGGAAAUGUAGUCAGAGAGGUAAACGUAAACCAUCAUUCUGAUGAAGUAAUCCAAAACAAAUGCUCUCCUGAAUUGACGACAGUUAAAGGAAGUGCAAAGGCUAAAAAGCCGUCACAUUCUUCGUCAAAGGUCAAAUGUUCUAAAUCACCGAAGUCAACAUCAAAGACGACAAUAGACUUAAGCGGCGUGGAAAUAGAGAAGAAAGGGAAAACUCCAGAUGAGCCGAAAGUUUCUGGAAGCAGAGGUACUGUCCCUUCGCAUGCUGUCAACGGAAUUACAAGCACUGGGCUCAUGAAAAUGAUGGGUUUAAGGAAAUCAACCAAACACACUGUACUAGCCUCCUCAGAAGGCGGUGGAGUAAGGUCUAAAAAGGCAAAGAGUAUAAGGAUGUUGUUUCCUUAUGAUGAAUUUGUGAAGAUUUUCCAGAGUGAAGUCUUUGGCAUAUUCCCCAGGGGCCUUCUGAAUACUGGAAAUAGUUGCUAUGCCAAUGCUGUGUUGCAGUGCUUAACUUCUACCAAGCCUCUCGUCGUAUAUUUGCUUUAUGGAUCGCAUUCGAAAUCCUGUUGUGCUAAAGAUUGGUGUCUCAUGUGUGAGUUAGAGCAGCAUAUGAUGAUUUUGAGAGAGAAUGGGGCUCCUCUUUCUCCGAGUCGGAUACUUUGGCACAUGCGGAGCAUUAAUUGCCACAUGGGCGAUGGAAGUCAGGAAGAUGCUCACGAGUUUUUAAGGCUUCUCGUUGCAUCAAUGCAAUCUAUAUGUUUGGAGGGGCUUGGCGGUGAGAAAAGGGUUGAUCCUAGAUUACAAGAAACAACUUUCAUACAACAUACUUUUAGUGGCCGUCUUCAAUCCAAGGUUAAGUGUUUGAAUUGUAGUCAUGAGUCCGAAAGGUAUGAGAACAUAAUGGACUUAACGUUGGAGAUAUUGGGUUGGGUUGAGUCACUCGAAGAUGCACUGACUCAGUUUACCUCCCCUGAAGAUUUGGAUGGAGAAAACAUGUAUAGAUGUGGAAGGUGCACUGCAUAUGUUCGAGCUAGAAAGCAACUGAGCAUACACGAGGCCCCUAACAUCUUGACCAUUGUUUUAAAGAGGUUUCAGGAAGGAAGAUACGGGAAAAUUAACAAGUGUAUAACGUUUCCAGAAAUGCUAGAUAUGAUUCCUUUCAUGACUGGGACGGGCGAUAUUCCUCCACUAUACGUGCUUUAUGCCGUUGUCGUGCACCUUGACACACUGAAUGCAUCUUUCUCUGGACAUUAUGUUUCGUACGUGAAAGAUCUCCAAGGCAAUUGGUUCAGGAUAGAUGAUACCGAGGUUCAGCCAGUUUUAGUCAAUCAGGUAAUGUCAGAAGGCGCAUACAUCUUAUUCUACACAAGGUCCUGUCCCCGUCCUCCGGUAGAAUUAACCGGGAAACCCGUACAUCAAUCAGUGCCCGAUACCUCAAAGCUCCAUCCAUCAGAAACACAGAAACCUUCUAAACCAGGACAUAGCCGACACGUCAGCCAAAGUUUCAUCUCCGAGCCUUCACCGAAUACCAGGCCAGAAACCACGACUGCUCACCUCAUCGACACCUCUAACGGCCUUCUUAAAAGAAGCACAAAUAGAAACGUCCAUCCAGUAAUACAAACUUACGCCGAAAACGUCAGGCACGAGUUCUCAGAUGCGACCACAUCGAGCGACUGGUCCAUUUUCACAAGCUCAGACGAGGCUUCUUUCACAACCGAGAGUACCAGGGACUCCUUCAGCACUGUAGACUACGGCGAUUCCUCUUCCAUCAUGGAUCCAAUUUCAUCUCUCUUCAAUUACACACCAGAAAACAACUAUAUGAAGAUUUCACAUACUAGGCCACUAACAAGGUUCUUCCCUAAGAAAGGCCACAUUGAAAGAGUGCAGAAAACAACUAUAUGGGAAUCCUAAUUCCUAACUGGUUGAGUAUGAUUAGAAUGGAGUAGGUGCUAUGCCUCAAAAUUUUCAAUAUUUAGUUGAUUGAGGCAUAUACUAGUAGCUAUUUUAAGCACAUAUGUAUUUUAUUUUUUUAAUUUUAAUUGAUAAUUGUAAAGAUGACAGUAGCAGUGUUCCUCUGAUUAUCUAUGCCUCAAAGUUACGCACUCAUUGCGGUCGCCGCAUAUCGGAAAUGUGAGUUGUCUGAUCUCUAUCUAACGGCUAAUAUUGGCCGACUGCAAUAGUUGCGUUAUUAUGCGGCUGUAAUGAAUCCAGGUCCAUAAGUAAAUUGUUUUUGAGAUU